Lipotes vexillifer (Yangtze River dolphin) is the source of this 3822-nucleotide messenger RNA. RefSeq names its product capping protein inhibiting regulator of actin dynamics (gene CRACD). Gene Ontology annotation, biological process: maintenance of gastrointestinal epithelium; negative regulation of barbed-end actin filament capping. The transcript has 9 exons. Bases 1 to 3822 code for a protein of 1273 amino acids. The record is from RefSeq and is a predicted model, not a curated record. Lineage: Eukaryota; Metazoa; Chordata; Mammalia; Artiodactyla; Lipotidae.
AUGACAGUAUUUUUAUCCCUGAUGGGGGAGCAGAAAGUGAGCAGACAGUUCAAGCAAUGUCACAGGACAACAUCCUGGGCAAAGUCAAAACUCUUCAGUCGACUAAGCAGUAUGUUCCUGCGACAGUUGGGCAAGAACAUCAAGUUUGGGCAGCCACCACCCAAUGCCAUUCCCACGAAGAAGGCAGACAGUGGCGAGGCUCGCUUGGAAGAGGAUCCGUUCCUGACCAGUCCCAUGGAAAUUGUGACUCAGCAGGACGUCAUCCUCUCAGACACCGAGAACAAAUCCAGUGAGACGCCAAGUUCUCCGGGUCCUCUGAAUCUGCCUGGAGCCGGAAGUGAGAUGGAAGAGAAGGCUGCUCCAGUUAAAACGUCUCGGCCAAAAAGGCACUUCUCCUCUGCCGGCACCAUCGAAAGUGUCAACCUAGAUGCCAUCCCCCUGGCCAUCGCCCGCCUGGACAACAGUGCUGCCAAGCACAAACUGUCCAUUAAGCCAAAAAACCAGAGGGUGUCAAGGAAGCACAGGCGACUUGUCGGGGAUCGACAGAACGAGCAAGGUGGCUUCCCGCAUCAGCUGUCCCUAGACCAGAAUGGGCACCCUGGAGAAGACAAGCCAGUCUGGCAUGAAGAGGAGCCAGAGGCGCUGGACUCGGAGGAAGAGAAGCGACGCCAAGAGGAAUACUGGCAAGAACUUGAGGCCAAGUGCAAACGGCAGAAGGCCGAAGCGGCAGAGAGGCGACGCCUGGAAGAGCAGAGGCUCCAGGCCCUGGAGAGGAGGCUUUGGGAGGAGAAAAGAAGGCAGGAGGAGCUCUUGGAGGAGGAAGGGGAGGAAGAGGAGGGAGGAGUGCAGCUAGAGGCAGCGAAGAGGAAGCGUGACGAGGAGGCGCAGAGUCCGGAAGAGCCAGGCUGCCGAGGCCCGGCGCGGACGGAGCAAGACGAAGAAGGGCGCCUGGGCGCCGAGGAGCCGAGUCGCCUGCAGGAAGAGGCGCGGCGCCUGGAGAGACGCGCGCAGCAGGAGGAGCUGGAGGCGCGGAGCCGGCAGGAGGCCGAGAAGCUGCGGCGGGAAGAGGAGGAAAGAGCGUUGGAGGAACCCAGAAGGCUGGAGGAGCAGGGGCGGCGGGCGGCCGAGAAGCUGCGGCGGGAAGAGGAGGAGAGGCAGCAGGAGCUGGAGGCGCGGAGGCGGCGGGAGGAGGCGGCGGAGGAGGCGGAGGAAAAACGGAAACAGGAGCUCAGAAGGCAGGAAGAACUGGAGGCGCAGAGACGGCGGGAGGACGCGGAGGCGAAGAGGAGUCAGGAAGCGGAAAAGAAGCCUCGGGAAGCAUCGAGAGUGGAAGAGGAGAAUCAGCCGCUGCUGGACCACAAAGGGGGCUUGGGGAGCCCACUUCAGAGCGACACUGCAGAGAAAGCAGAACAAGAACGCCUGACACCCGAGAAGCCAAGAGAAAACUCUGAGGAGCCGAGUGUUUGGGUGAAGCAGAGCCAAGAGGCCACCGAGCCAUCAGGCGAGCAGGCCGGAAAGCAGGGGGAUGUUCCCGGGCAUCAGCCUUGUGGAUGGCGGGAAAAGAGGGAGGAAACCAAGGCAGAGCUGCCCCAGAAACAAGAGGCCCAGGUGGAAGAGGCGUUGGCUCCAGGAGAGAAGAAAGAAGCUGCCUCUCCAGAAACAGACAGAAAGGUGGAGGAGCUCAGAUGGCAGGAGGUAGAUGAGAGGCAGACCAUGCCCAGACCCUACACUUUCCAGGUGUCAUCCGGAGGGAAACAAAUUCUCUUCCCCAAAGUCAAUCUGAGCCCCGUGAAGCCCAUGAAAGAUGAGGGGCUCGCCUCUGGUCCCCAAGAGCCAAAGGCCCCCAAAGCCAGCCCGGCCUCCCACGCCCUGCCCUCGUCCCUGAGCAUCCCACACACGGCCAUUCUGGUCACGGGAGCCCAGCUCUGCGGCCCGGCCGUCAACCUGAGCCAGAUCAAGGACACGGCGUGCAAGUCUCUCCUGGGCUUGUCAGAAGAAAAGAAGCACGUGGAUGUCCCCGCCCUGGAGAACCCACCCCGAGCCCCAGGCGACCCCCGGGCAGGCAGUGGGAAGACCAGGCCCUCCCAGGAGUCUCCGAGCAGUGCGGCCGCGCUCGCUGAAUGGGCUUCCAUUCGGUCCAGAAUCCUGAGGAACGCAGAGAGUGAGCAGCGCGGCGAGAGAGACCAGUCUCGGCCGGGUGAUGAACACACGCCCAGGGGCCGAUGUGAUUCCCGCGGGAACCUCCGGAGGACCCCGCCGGUAAACGCAAAGUUCUCCAUUAAGCCUGCCUGGCAGAAAUUCUCUGAUGGGGGUGGGGAGAUCUCCAAACAGAACACGGAAGCGGAAAGCGUUAGAAAAAGACCCCCGCCAGGUCCCAGCGAAGAGGCCCGGCCCCAGCUCCCUGCUGCUGAUACUAAAGAGCCCGUGAAGGGUGCAGAGAAACCGGGGGCGCACCAGGAGCCAGCGGACACCACGGAGGGGUGCAAAUUUGCCAAAGACCUUCCAUCUUUCCUUGUUCCAAGCCUUCCUUACCCUCCACAGAAAGCAGUGACCCAAGCAGAACCCGUGGUCACUUCGGACAGCGAGACCACAGGUAGAGAAGGAAAGCCGGAGCCCGUGAUGCCAGGUGGGGAGGAUAAAGCUUCCCCUUUUGGAAUAAAAUUGAGAAGGACCAACUACUCCUUGCGCUUCCACUGCGACCAACAGACAGAGCAAAAGAAGAAGAAAAGGCACAGCGCCACGGGGGACAGUAUCAAUGGGGCGCCGUCAGCUCCCGGGAGCACAGCUGGAGAGAGAGAGACAGAGGCUGCGGCCCUCAAGCAUGGCCCGGCCCUCCCCCCUGAGAGGAAGCAAGCCCCGGCCCCCUGGAAGGACUCUGGUGAAAGCCCUCCCAGCCACUCUCCUCUUGCAGCCCAGCCUGGGCCCCCAGCAGCCAGCAGCCAGCUCCGGGCUCCAGAGCAGGACAGGGCAGCAAACAGAACGCCCUUGGCCCAGAAGCCAGCCCUGGCUCCCAAGCCCGCGGGCCAGACUCCGCCGUCCUCUCCGAUCUCCAAGCUGAGCAGGCCCUACUUGGUGGAGCUGCUGGCUCGCCGGGCGGGGAAGCCUGACCCGGAGCCCGGCGAGCCAUGCAAGGAGGGCCGGGACAACGGGGGCCUCCGGACGCCCUCACCCCCGCCGACUGAGGAGAGGAAGGACCAGAAGCGGGACGAGGAGGAAGAGGUGGAAACAGAGAGGAAGCCAGCUUCCCCGGCGCCGUCUGCCGCCCGGCAGGAAAAGCCUUCCGCGACACCCGAGGCGGGGAGGAAAGAGAAGCCGACGCUUCAGAGCAGACACUCUUUAGACGGCUCCAAACUUGCGGAGAAGGUUGAAACCGCGCAGCCACUGUGGAUAACGUUGGCACUGCAAAAGCAGAAGGGGUUUCGGGAGCAGCAAGCGACUCGAGAGGAGAGGAAGCAAGCCAGGGAGGCCAAACAGGCAGAAAAACUCUCCAAAGAAAACGUCAGUGUCAGCCCGCAGCCUGGAAGCAGCAGUGUCAGCAGAGCUGGUUCCCUGCACAAGUCUACCACUCAGCCAGAAGAGAAGAGGCCAGAGACAGCAGCGUCCAGGCCCGAGCGCCGAGAACAGCUGAAAAAGGCCAACACUCUUCCUACAUCUGUGACAGUGGAGAUCUCUGAUUCGGCUCCCCCAGCACCACUGGUGAAAGAAGUCACAAAGAGAUUCUCUACCCCAGACGCUGCCCCCGUGUCAACAGAACCAGCCUGGCUGGCUUUGGCCAAAAGGAAAGCCAAGGCCUGGAGCGACUGUCCACAGAUUAUUAAGUAA